Molecule: messenger RNA, 1472 nt
Organism: Manihot esculenta (cassava)
Lineage: Eukaryota; Viridiplantae; Streptophyta; Magnoliopsida; Malpighiales; Euphorbiaceae
Exons: 2
Coding region: 169-918 (249 amino acids)
Source: RefSeq, a predicted model, not a curated record
AUUCCCGCACAUGGCCCAUUCCCGCUUCAACGCUCACCGUUCAACGCAACUUGGGCCAAGCACCGUGGACCAAGCCGAGCUAACGGACAGCCCGCUCAUUGUGCUUCAUCAUUCCCGCACGUGGACUGACCUCCUCUACACCCAUGCACACUUGAUCCACUCCUGCACAUGGGACUUCAACAAGGGCCACGCACAUGGGACUUCACCGUGGACGUUUUCCCACACAUGGACCCACCGAGCGCUCAACACCCACGGACAGCCCACUCACGCCUCAACUCUCGCACGUGGGCCAUCAGCACGCGUGGACAGCAAUUGGCAAUUAGGACCACUCCUCUGCACCUAUUUAAAGGCUCUUCAGUGCACAAUUCAAUCCCAAUUCUAAUUCGGCAGUGCUCGGCGCAAGGUAGAAGGCAGAAUUCAAUAUCCUUCGAUCUGCCACCCUCAACAAUGCUACUGAGCAAUUACCUUCUGCACCUACUGUCAAGACUGCUGUUCCAAGAAACAGAACCAGCUGCUGUCCGAAAGGCAGCCAUAAACACUGCUGCUCAAACAACACCUGCUGAAUUUGUUGCUAUCCAAAAAACAGCAUAUGCAGAAAUCACAGAACAAGCGUUACCUGCUGUCCAGGAGAUAGCACACACAGAAAUUACCUCAACAGAACCAGAAUCUGCAGAACCAGCCCUUGCAAACACAGCUGCAGAAAUUGCCCAAACAGCUGCUGAGAUGGCUGAAUUUCAUGUGCAAUCUACUGCCCCUGUUCAAAGACCAGCUGGACCUGCUGUACAUGCUGAUAUUGAAUCAGAAAAUCCAGCCAAGAGGGCACCAAUACCAAGAGAAAGAACACUGAGAGAGUUGGCAGCCCCUGUUGAUGAUCAAGAAAUUGCCCCUUUACCGACUAAUAGACUUCUCCAUCCCUAAGAUGCUUGUCUACCCACAGGAGCAUCCAUAAAAUUAGAAAAGAAAAAAAUAAAUACCUUCCAUUAUACGAGCCCACAAAGAAUGGGAAUGCUUAGUAACUAUCCAGGCUUGUUUUGCUAAUAAAGCAUCGUUGAUGUGCAAGUCUUUAAAAACCAUGCCUCCCUCUUUCUUACUCCAAGAUAAUUUUUUUCCAGCUCAUCCAGUGGAUAUUUGCUUUAUCAAAAGAACUUCUCCAUCAAAAUUGGGCUACUACUUGAUGGAUUUCCUGAAUGAAAGUUGUACGAAGCUUGAAAGAAGUCAUGAUAAAAGAAGGGAUUGUCUACACAACUACCUUGAUAAGAACUUCCUUGCCAGCUUAUGAGAGGAGUUUAAUUUUCCAUCCUUCAAGCAUUUUUAUAACUCUCUCCUUAAUAUAGUUUAAAGCUUGAAUUUUUUACCUAUCCCACUCCACAAGAAUGCCAAGAUACUUAGAUAGAGAUCUAGAAUUUGAUAAUCCUAGCAAUGAGAAAAUUUUUUCCUACAUAGAAAUAUGUACAUUAUGGCUGAAAGAUAUA